UAUUGUAAGAGCUUCUACGUUUUAAUGAACCUAUUAAAAGGUUAAAGACUUGACAUCACAAGUAAGUGAGCUGUUACGUUUCAGAGGGUAUGUGUGAGACCUUAAUCAUCUGCGUGCACAAGUGACAGUGGUUUUUAAUAGACAGGUAUAGGACAGCACAAGCCACGUCCUAGCCAAUCACAAUCCAGAGUCCAGGUGCAUAGAGGCUGAUAACAGCCGUGAGCUGAGCUCUAUAAGGCUCAAUGUGUCCGUAGAAAUACCUUGGGACAGUAUCAGCUUCUGUCUGACCAUUUAAAGACUUCAUCUUUUCUAUUUUCAUCAACCACUUCUACAUAAGUUAUCUUCAAAGAAACAUGUUUUCCUCGCUGCUCCUUCUUUUUCUGUUUUCUGGUUGGAGCCAGUUCGGUUCUGUGUCAGGUUCUCCUGCUUUGGAGGAGGUUUAUGGAGACGUGGUCAGUGUCCUGUCUCCAGGGCAGCACCAUCUGACCGGGGAGUCGCUUCGCUCCCUCUUUAAUACACUGGAGAAACGUGUGCAGUGCGCUGAAGUGUCGUGUGAAAAGUGUGAUCUGGCCGGCUCUGUGCAUCAGCUCAUCGGCAACUCCUCCAUCCACCGCAAGCCAGAGGCCAAACACAGCACAGAAGACAUAACCGUCGACGUAUCUCAGUUCACGAGUCUCGCUGCCGGCUGCGUCCUUUACCUUUCUGCCCCUGGUCUGGUCUGCAACGCCACAAGUCAGGGGAAGUGGAAAGCGGAAGCCGAACACUUUCUACACAACCUCGUACACAGAGAUCACCACCAGCCACACCACGACCAUGACCACAUGCACACAGACGUCGAGGCGUUGGAGGCUCUCCUUCAAGAGCUUCGCCAUCAUUAUGAGCCCUCACACCAUGAGAUGUGCGUGACAGCCAGUGACAUCAUGAGGGCCGUCCACGGAGACCACACACAGAUAGUGGGUGCAGUUUUGGGCCGCGUCCUGUAUCACGCUCUGCUGGGUGACUGCUUCCGUGUUCUUCCCGAGGAGAGUUUCUUCCUGGACUUCAUCAUGGGCCGACUCACCGCGUCAAACUAUUUCACUGUUGAGGAUCUGGAGACUCUUAUGAGGAGCCUGAACAUUGGACAUGAACACGUGGAAGAUCACACCGAUCAUGAUCACAGAAGUCAGAGGCGGUGGAAAAGCAGCGAUCACGAGCAUCAUGAGGAAAACAGCACCUGGGAGCAGUAUUGUUUCUCAGCUGAAGAGCUUAUCCUCAUCUACGAUUUGCCGGAAAACAGUUCUGCCUCCUCUGCUCUGGCUCGGCCCGACAUGGCUCAGCUCAGCCCCGCACUCAUCCAGCAGAUCCUGAGUGGAGCCUGCGCACACGUCACAGAACCAGUGCAGUCCGAUGGGCUAUCCCGGACUGAGAGAUACCUCUAUGCAACUCUUGCCAAUGUGGUGAUCACACUCACGUCCAUGUUUGGCAUUGUGGUGCUGCUGUUUACCUCCUGUACCAACGUCUUCCAGCUAUGCAUCCAGUUUUGUAUCAGCCUGGCUGUAGGCACACUGACUGGAGACGCCCUACUGCACCUGCUGCCCAUGUUCCUGGGCCUACAUGUGCACUCGGACAACGACAGCCACCACGACCACAGUCACGAGGAAGGAACUCCAGACUACACAUACAAGAUGUUGGUACUGGUAGCUGGGAUCUACUGCUUUUACCUGAUGGAAACUCUUUUCUCUCUGAUCACAUAUAAAAACCACCACCAUCAUCAGCAUCACCAUGCGGAAGAAUCUGAGCCUCACCACUGUGACCAUGGGAGAGUUUUAGAGAUGUAUCAGCAGGAAAGGAAACAAAAACAACAAUCAGCGUCAAAAGCAGAUCUGGUUGACUAUGAAGAUGUUGAGGAACCACAGUCAAAAAAGCGCACCAGAGAACAACGUUUGCUGCCUUACAUGAUAACUAUUGGUGAUGGGAUCCACAACUUUGCAGAUGGAUUAGCAAUCGGUGCAGCUUUCUCCCUGUCAUGGAGGUCUGGUCUGGCCACUUCUGUGGCUGUUUUCUGCCACGAGCUACCACAUGAACUUGGGGAUUUUGCCAUUUUGCUCCACAGUGGAUUGUCUGUCCGCAAGGCUCUGCUUUUAAACGUUAGCAGCGCCAUGGUCUCGUUCAUCGGCCUGUACAUCGCUCUGUCUGUCGCCACUGACCUUGCCACCAAACAGUGGAUAGCUGCCAUUACUGCAGGACUCUUUCUGUAUGUAGGACUGGUUGAUAUGAUGCCCAACAUGGUCCAUGCCAGCAACAAGAGACCCUGGUUGAUGUUUCUGCUGCAGAACGUCGGCCUUGUGACCGGGUGGGUUCUUUUGUUGUUGCUGUCGCUCUAUGAAGAGAAAAUCAGCUUUUAAAACACAAACCAUCAAGGCAAUUUUAUCAUUGCUGCAGUUUUUCCCCUUUUCUCUAUAUUUAAUCACAUGUUUUGUUGCAGAUGACAUAAAGUAACUCAGUUGAUUAUGUAUAGUCAUAUGAUCAGUGACAGAAAAAAUAAUUGAAAUGUUAAGUUCAGGUCUUUUUUUCUCUUUCCCUUUUUUGCUUCGAUAAAAUGCCAACAUAUAUCAGAGUAGCGUACAUGUUGGCUGCCCUGGUAUUGAUCAGAUUUCUGUAGCCUUUUGUGAUUUUUAUCAAAUGAAGUUGUUAAGCAUGAAUUUGAAGCAAAUUUGCCAAAGAGACAUCGAUUUGUUAAGUAAAUGCCUUCUAAUGUAUGUGAUAAUAAUUAGUAUUUUCAUCUUGUUCAACAAAUUAAAAUCUU
Mugil cephalus (flathead mullet) is the source of this 2785-nucleotide messenger RNA. Its product is annotated as zinc transporter ZIP4-like. Gene Ontology annotation, molecular function: zinc ion transmembrane transporter activity. The transcript has 12 exons. Bases 354 to 2384 code for a protein of 676 amino acids. Lineage: Eukaryota; Metazoa; Chordata; Actinopteri; Mugiliformes; Mugilidae. The record is from RefSeq and is a predicted model, not a curated record. Gene Ontology annotation, cellular component: membrane. Gene Ontology annotation, biological process: zinc ion import across plasma membrane; intracellular zinc ion homeostasis.